GAUUUCAAACAAACUCCACCCACUUCCGGCUGCACCAUUUUUCUCUUAUUGCUGUUCUUUUUCCUGUCUCCAUUAUUUUACACCCACUUUCAUAAAUUCCUUUCUUUCUUUUUUUCCUUUCCGAUCUAAUUUCUUAAAUUAUCUUUUGCAAUUAAUGCUUCUCUUAAACUAGGUAAUUAGGAUUCCAAUGGGUGAAGAGUCGAGUGGUCAAAUAUUGAGUCAUGCAUGCUCAACCACUUAUUCUUUAGAUGAAGAAUUCUUAGUGGCUUCUAUACGAAAAACUAUUAUUGAGAUUAAAGACUGCCAAGAUGUGGUGACUUGUGUGACUCUUGCAGAAAUCACACAUAUUAAAUCUACAAGUAAUUGGUAUUACAAGAGUUGCAACACUUGCACAACUGAAGUUGUGUCUGAUUUUGGAAUUUGGUAUUGCAGAAAUUGUGAGAAAUGAAUGAAGAAUCCUCAAACUAGGUUUUGUCUCAUUUGUAUAUCAAUUUUUUCAUUUUUAUUUUCUGCCUUGAAAUUGCAAAAUACGCUAAUUGAGUUAGUUUUGUUGAUAAAAAUAUAUUAUCUCAAUUCUAUUUGAUGAAAACAUAUUUGUAUAUUUCUCCAUUAACUUAGAUUCUUAUAUAAGUGAAUUUUUCUAAGAAAGUUUUGAUAUUCUU
Rubroshorea leprosula is the source of this 662-nucleotide messenger RNA. The record is from the annotation of a GenBank genome assembly. NCBI's taxonomy places the organism in Eukaryota, Viridiplantae, Streptophyta, Magnoliopsida, Malvales, Dipterocarpaceae.